CGCUGCCGGUCGGUCCGCUGGUUGGUCGGUUAGUUGGUCGGUGGGUCGGUGGCCUAGAGCUUGCUUCUCGGCUCUCAUGUUCGGAGGUGGGAGGGACACGGGAAAGGCCCGCACACCUGAGCUGCCCGGAGAGGAUCCCCGCACCCAGUAGGAGAAAGAGGAGACUAAGCAGGGAGAAGGACUCAUGGCUUCUGAUGCGAGUCACGUGCUGGAAGCUGCCCUGGAGCAGAUGGACGGGAUCAUUGCAGGCACUAACACAGGGGUAGAUAUUAGCGAUGGUACCUGUGAGCCUGGACUGGCCUCCGCGGCUUCCUACAUGAACCCCUUCCCGGUGCUGCAUCUCGUCGAGGACUUGAGGCUGGCCCUGGAGAUGCUGGAGCAUUCUCAGGAGAGAGCAGCCCUCCUGAGCCAGAUCCCAGGCCCCACAGCUGCCUACAUAAAGGAGUGGUUCGAGGAGAGCUUGUCCCAGGUAAAUCACCACAGUGCUGCUAGUAAUGAAACGUACCAGGAACGCUUAGCACGUCUAGAAGGAGAUAAGGAGUCCCUCAUAUUACAGGUGAGUGUCCUCACAGACCAAGUGGAAGCCCAAGGAGAGAAGAUUCGGGACCUGGAAGUGUGUCUGGAAGGGCACCAGGUGAAACUCAAUGCUGCUGAAGAGAUGCUUCAACAGGAGCUGCUAAGUCGUACAUCUCUUGAGACUCAGAAGCUUGAUCUGAUGACUGAAGUGUCUGAGCUGAAGCUCAAGCUGGUGGGCAUGGAGAAGGAGCAGAGAGAGCAGGAAGAGAAGCAGAAAAAAGCAGAGGAGUUACUGCAGGAGCUCCGGCACCUCAAAAUCAAGGUGGAAGAGUUGGAAAAUGAACGGAACCAGUAUGAAUGGAAACUGAAGGCCACCAAGGCUGAGGUAGCCCAGCUGCAAGAGCAGGUAGCCCUGAAGGAUGCAGAAAUUGAGCGUCUGCACAGCCAGCUCUCCCGGACCGCAGCUCUGCACAGUGACCAUGCAGAGAAAGACCAAGAAAUCCAACGUCUGAAAAUGGGGAUGGAAACUUUGCUUGUUGCCAAUGAAGAUAAGGACCGUCGGAUAGAGGAGCUUACUGGGCUGUUAAACCAGUACCGAAGGGUGAAGGAGAUCGUGAUGGCAACUCAAGGGCCUUCAGAAAGAACUCUCUCAAUCAAUGAGGAAGAACUGGAGGGAGGUUUCAGAAACUGGAACACUGCAAAUAAAGGCCCUGAAGAACUUUUUAAACCAGAGGUAUCUCCAAGAGGUAGCUCUCCCACGGUGGGACCACCCCCACUACCGCAGAAAUCACUGGAAACCAGGGCUCAGAAAAAACUCUCCUGUAGUCUCGAAGACUUGAGAAGUGAAUCCGUGGAUAAGUGCGUCGGUGGGAACCAGCUCUCCCCAGUGGUAGAACCCAAGGACGGCCCUUUCCUGGUGGAGCACAAGUACCCCACGUUACCUGGGAAGCUUUCAGGAGCCACGCCCAACGGAGAGGCUGCCAGAUCUUCUCCCACUGCCUCCCCGCAUGACCCUGCAGGGAGCGGCCUGCUGAGGCUGAGAGACACAGAAAGUGGUUGGGACGACACUGCUGUGGUCAAUGACCUCUCAUCCAUGUCAUCGGGCACCGAGUCCAGCCCCCAGUCUCCCCUGACACCAGAUGGUAAACGGAGCCCCAAAGGCAUCAAGAAAUUCUGGGGAAAAAUCCGAAGGACUCAGUCAGGAAAUUUCAACACUGAUGCCCCGGGGGUGGCCGAGUUUCGACGAGGUGGACUCCGGGCAACUGCAGGGCCAAGACUCUCUAGGACCAGAGACCCCAAGGGUCAGAAAAGUGAUGCCAACGCCCCCUUCGCCCAGUGGAGCACAGAGCGUGUGUGUGCAUGGCUGGAGGACUUUGGCCUGGCUCAGUACGUGAUCUUUGCCAGGCAGUGGGUGACUUCUGGCCACACUUUACUGACAGCUACCCCUCAGGACAUGGAAAAGGAGCUGGGAAUUAAGCACCCUCUUCAUAGGAAAAAGCUGGUUUUAGCAGUGAAAGCCAUCAACACCAAGCAGGAGGAGAAGUCUGCACUACUAGACCACAUUUGGGUGACACGUUGGCUUGAUGAUAUUGGCUUACCCCAGUACAAAGACCAGUUUCAUGAAUCCAGAGUCGACGGGCGAAUGCUGCAGUACCUAACUGUGAAUGAUCUACUCUUCCUAAAAGUCACCAGCCAACUACAUCAUCUCAGCAUCAAAUGUGCCAUUCACGUGCUGCAUGUCAACAAGUUCAACCCUCACUGCCUGCACCGGCGGCCAGCUAAUGAGAGUAACCUUUCUCCUUCAGAAGUUGUGCAGUGGUCCAACCACAGGGUGAUGGAAUGGUUGCGGUCCGUGGACCUGGCGGAAUAUGCGCCCAACCUUCGUGGGAGUGGCGUACAUGGAGGUCUCAUUAUCCUGGAGCCACGCUUCACUGGGGACACCCUGGCCAUGCUUCUCAAUAUCCCACCACAAAAGACACUCCUCAGACGCCAUCUGACCACCAAAUUCAAUGCCUUGAUUGGCCCUGAGGCUGAGCAGGAGAAGCGAGAGAAAAUGACUUCACCUGCUUAUACGCCACUGACCACCACAGCCAAAGUCCGGCCAAGGAAACUGGGAUUUUCACAUUUUGGAAACAUAAGAAAAAAGAAGUUCGAUGAAUCGACAGACUACGUUUGCCCAAUGGAGCCCAGCAACAGUGUCGGUGACAGUCACAGGGUCUGUAUUGGCUACCAGGGCCUCAGCCCCCUCGAUGCCCCUGAACUGGAUGGGCUGGACCAGAGAACAUUCCAGCCAUUGUGUACCCGUGGGCCAGUCUUUCUCCAAAUCCUGAGGGUGGCCAGGUAUGGAGCUGCAUCUUUGCUAAGGGGCCAGCCUUGGGGACUCAGGAGGAAAGACACUUAAAGAUGCUUGUACGUUUUCAGUAAGUCUGAAUGUCCACCUUCAGCACCAGUGGCAAUACCUGAGCUUGGACACAGGUCCAGAGACCACGGACAAUCCCGAGAGGCUCAGCUCUCAGGCCCCUCGGCUGUGCCCCCGUUGAGGGCAAUCCCAAGUGCCUUAGGCCUGUGACCACAGUUUUGGCUGAGGCUGAAGGGACAGCAGCAGGAACUUCUGCCCCAGUGACAAUGGAGCUGUUGUGCCUUCCUUCAGAGGCGGUCGCUUCUUUCUGGUAAUAAAACCCGUAUUUAUGUAGAAAGCAAACUGCACAGCAUAUCUUUAAUCUU
Molecule: messenger RNA, 3240 nt
Organism: Eubalaena glacialis (North Atlantic right whale)
Lineage: Eukaryota; Metazoa; Chordata; Mammalia; Artiodactyla; Balaenidae
Gene: PPFIBP2
Product: PPFIA binding protein 2
Exons: 25
Coding region: 185-2917 (910 amino acids)
Biological process (GO): neuromuscular junction development
Cellular component (GO): presynaptic active zone
Molecular function (GO): protein binding
Source: RefSeq, a predicted model, not a curated record